Molecule: messenger RNA, 1053 nt
Organism: Rhincodon typus (whale shark)
Lineage: Eukaryota; Metazoa; Chordata; Chondrichthyes; Orectolobiformes; Rhincodontidae
Product: lysine-specific histone demethylase 1B-like
Exons: 9
Coding region: 16-1053 (345 amino acids)
Molecular function (GO): zinc ion binding
Source: RefSeq, a predicted model, not a curated record
AGUUCGAGAGAGCGCAUGCGCAUCGGUGCGAGCUCCGGCACCUAUGCCAUAAGUGGACGCAUGCGAGCAAAGAAAAGGCCGCCUAUUUUUGAAGGAUCAAUGGAUACCAACCCUCCACUAAGAUCAUCAGGAAGACAGGUCAAGAAGAAAACUUUUGAAACUGAGGAAGAGGAAGAGGGUUCUGAAAAGAAAUAUAGGAAGUGUGAAAAAGCUGGCUGCAGUGCAACAUAUCCUGUUUGUUUUGCAAGUGCUGCAGAGAGAUGUGCUAAAAAUGGUUAUACAUCACGCUGGUACCAUUUAUCUUGUGGGGAACAUUUCUGCAAUGAAUGCUUUGAUCAUUGUUACAGAAGCCACAAAGAUGGAUAUGAGAAGUAUGCGACUUGGAAAAGAAUUUGGACGAGUAAUGGCAAAAGUGAACCGAGUCUGAAAGCAUUUAUGGCUGACCAACUAGUUCCUUACUGGGUACAGUGUACAAAGCCAGAUUGUGCAAAAUGGCGUCAGCUAACAAGGGAUGUCCAGAUGACUACAGCAUCUGCAAAAACAUACCGUUGUGGCAUGAAAACCCAUACUGCUGUUAAGAGUGAAAAUUCAGAUCCUUGCUCUUUGUCUGAAGACAUGCGAGUGAGUGAAGUUGGAGAUAGUAAGUGGUAUUCCAUGCUUAUUGUGCCCCCGCUGCUGAAGGACAGCCCAGCAGCCCCCUUUCUUGGUGCUUACUACCCGGACUGUGUGGGUAUGAGUCCUUCCUGUAGCAACACGAAUCGUUUCCACAAUGAGUUCUCUAACAUGAAAAUGAUCUCAUCAGAGCACAGCAAAAAGAAUGUGCAGUCACCAGGUAAGAUGUUCCUCAUCAAACUUCUGACAAUCAACUUGGCACUCAGCAGAUAUCCACCCCCAGACAAAUAUGGCAGCUUUGAAAUGCCAGUUCUCAUUGAUGGACAGAAUCAGAACCUGGCAAAUUUGGGGACCAAAUCACCGCGUUUCUCUGACAGGGACCUGGAGGACCUAAUGGACAGGUUGGUGCAAAUUAGAGGUGUUCUCUUCCUGGAAGACUAG